Acomys russatus (golden spiny mouse) is the source of this 573-nucleotide messenger RNA. Its product is annotated as protein S100-A14. Gene Ontology annotation, cellular component: perinuclear region of cytoplasm. Gene Ontology annotation, molecular function: chemokine receptor binding. NCBI's taxonomy places the organism in Eukaryota, Metazoa, Chordata, Mammalia, Rodentia, Muridae. The coding region runs from base 232 to 546 and encodes 104 amino acids. The transcript has 4 exons. Gene Ontology annotation, biological process: response to lipopolysaccharide; positive regulation of granulocyte chemotaxis; toll-like receptor 4 signaling pathway. The record is from RefSeq and is a predicted model, not a curated record.
GGCCCAGGAGGCUGCAAUAGUUGGGGUGGCUGAGGGAUAAGGCCCUGGCCCUGCCCCUGGCCUCCCCUCCCUUCCCCCAGGUAUAAGAGCUGAGCUCAGAUGAGCUGCCUCAUCCAUCCUGUCUCCGAAGCUGCCAGCAGGCAGAUCAUGAUCCAUCAGCUCCGGUGGGGCAGGCUGUAGGACAGACAACCAAAGUCACCCACGGAAGGAGCGGCCAGUGUACCAGGCACCAUGGGACAGUGUCGGUCAGCCAAUGCUGAGGAUGCCCAAGAAUUCAGUGAUGUGGAGAGGGCCAUUGAGACGCUCAUCAAGAACUUCCAUCAGUACUCUGUGGAGGGUAGAAAGGAAACGCUGACCCCCGCUGAACUGCGGGACCUGGUCACCCAGCAGCUGCCACACCUCAUGCCGAGCAACUGUGGGCUAGAAGAGAAAAUUGCCAACCUGGGCAACUGUAAUGACUCGAAGCUGGAGUUUGGAAGCUUCUGGGAGCUGAUCGGAGAAGCAGCCAAGAGUGUGAAGAUGGAGAGCCCUGUUACUCGGAGCUGAGGGACCUCUUCUUGGAAUUUGGUGGGG